AUGACACCAAAGACCCUCUAUCCAGGCGUGGCAUUGGUCACUGGCGCCGCGGGGACUGGAAUCGGCGCCGCAGUAGCCAAGGCGUUUGCGGCCGAAGGAUGUAAGCGCAUCGCCAUUACGGAUCGCAACACCGAGCUUUUGAGUGCCGUCGAACAGGCCAUUCUAGGACAGCACGGCGGCAGUAGCAGCAGCAGCAGCAGCAACGACAACGACAACGGCAAUGCCAGAAUCGAGGUGCUCGCGAUAGCCGGUGACAUUGCCGACGCGGCGUUUGUGCAGAGCCUCGUGGACGAGGUCGUGGCCAGGUUCGGACGGCUAGACUACGCCGUCAAUUGCGCGGGCGUGCCGGGCACGGGUCAGCGGUGCACUGAGACGAGCUUUGAGGAUUUUGACCGCAUCAAUGCCAUCAAUUAUCGCGGGGUAUGGUCAUGCUCACGUGCGGAACUGGGUGCCAUGAUCAAGCAGGAACCUCUAGAAACCAACGUCUCGGGCCGCGCACCAGCUCGAGGGGCCAUUGUGAACAUUGCCAGUCAGCUAGGUAUAGUUGGCAAGGCAAAGAUGGGACCAUACAGCGCGUCCAAGGCCGCCGUCAUAUCCCUCACGCGCUCCGACGCGAUAGACUACGCCAAGGACGGCAUCCGGGUCAACUGCGUCUGCCCGGGUGUUAUUGAGACGCCCAUGACGGUGUGGGACCACGAGAGCCGCCGCAGACAGGAGCCGUAUGUUCAAAUGGCCCCCGUCGGCCGGAUUGGGCAGCCCGAGGAAAUCGCAGACGCCGCGCUAUUCCUCUGCUCCGCCAAGGCCAGCUUCGUACAAGGACAUGCGAUGGUCGUUGAUGGCGGAUACAUCCUGACAUAG
Pestalotiopsis fici W106-1 is the source of this 858-nucleotide messenger RNA. RefSeq lists its product as uncharacterized. Bases 1 to 858 code for a protein of 285 amino acids. NCBI's taxonomy places the organism in Eukaryota, Fungi, Ascomycota, Sordariomycetes, Amphisphaeriales, Sporocadaceae. The record is from RefSeq and is a predicted model, not a curated record. The transcript has 4 exons.